Mya arenaria is the source of this 1561-nucleotide messenger RNA. RefSeq names its product 26S proteasome non-ATPase regulatory subunit 13-like. The transcript is spliced from 12 exons. Gene Ontology annotation, cellular component: cytosol; nucleus; proteasome regulatory particle, lid subcomplex. Gene Ontology annotation, biological process: ubiquitin-dependent protein catabolic process. Bases 44 to 1180 code for a protein of 378 amino acids. The record is from RefSeq and is a predicted model, not a curated record. NCBI's taxonomy places the organism in Eukaryota, Metazoa, Mollusca, Bivalvia, Myida, Myidae. Gene Ontology annotation, molecular function: structural molecule activity.
UUUAGAGGAUUUAUCAACACUUCCGCCGGCAACAAAUAUUAAAAUGCCUAAAGACGUUGGUGCCUAUUUAGCUGAACAGCAGAGGAAAUCAUCAGGGGAUGUUGCUACAGAAUGGGGAGCGCUUGAAGAACUUUACAACAAAAAAUUAUGGCAUCAGCUAACUUUGAGGGUAGGAAACUUCGUAAAGAAUCCAAUCUUCAGCAAAGGAGAAGGAUUGAUACGCAUGUAUGAAAACUUCAUCUCAGACUUCGAACACAGGAUAAACCAUUUAGCCCUUGCAGAAAUCAUUGUCUUUGUUGUGAGACAAAUACAAGACCCAAAGCAGGCAGUAGAUUUCUUGGAAAAGAUCAAAGAGAAAGUAAAGGCGACAGUUGAAGCCAGACUGCUGUGUAUGAUAGGGAUAGGCACCAUAAAACUGCGAGCUAAGGACCUAGAGGGGACCAAGGCAGUAGUAGAGGAAUGCCAGGCCAUUCUGGACACAGUGGAUGGGGUAAGUGCUGUCCACAGCAGGUUUUAUGAAGUAUCUAGCAACUACCACAAGUUGAUGGGCAACCAUGCAGAGUACUACAAAGAGGCAUUGCGGUUCUUGGGAUGUACGCCACUAGAAACCAUACCUUCUGGUGAACAUGCAGAAAGAGCAUUCAAUCUAGGCCUGGCCGCAAUCCUUGGAGAUGGUGUAUACAACUUUGGUGAACUUUUGGCCCACCCUAUCCUGGAGUCGUUAAGGAAUACAGAGCGUGACUGGGUCGUCCAAAUACUGUAUGCUUUCAACAGCGGGAACAUCAGCAAGUUUGAUGAGCUCAAGAAGUCAUGGGGACAACAGCCUGAUUUGGCAGCCAGUGAAAUCAUCAUGAGACAAAAAAUCUCUCUCCUGUGUUUAAUGGAGAUGACCUUCAAACGACCAGCAACUAACAGAAAUCUCUCAUUUGAUGAAAUUGCAACAGAAACUCGACUUCCAGAAAAUGAGGUUGAGAUGUUGGUGAUGAAGGCACUCAGUCUUGGACUGGUGAAAGGAUCUAUAGACGAGGUUGAUCACCGCGUUCACCUUACCUGGGUCCAGCCCCGUGUCCUUGACGUCAACCAGAUAUCUACCAUGCAGUGUCGCUUGCAGACGUGGUGUGAGGAUGUAAAACAGAUGGAACGGCUGCUAGAAGUGAAAGCCCAUGACAUUCUCACAUAGUGACCAACACCAUCCUCAUAUAGCAGGCACUGAUAUUCUCAUGAAGCAGGCACAGAGCUGGUGCAUGAUACAUCAGCUAGUGUUCUUUCAUCAUAGACAUCUUAAUUUUGUGUUAUAUCAAUGUGCUUCUUUUGUUCAGACAUUCAUGUUUCUUCCAUGUGCUAGUUUGCUAAAGCAUCCUUUGAAACAUGAUAUAUUUAAAUGGUCACAGAUGACUUCAUGCUUGAGACAGAAAAUUACUAUUACAUAGCAUAUUCAGUUGAUAGUCAACAUUGUCUGUGCAUUUACUGUGGUUUCCUUAAUUAUUGAAGUUUAUGUAACAAGAAUACUGUACUACUAGUAAUAAAGAUGUGAUCCACAAUAAAACUUGCACAUAUUUAA